This is a messenger RNA of Strongylus vulgaris, 688 nucleotides long. Lineage: Eukaryota; Metazoa; Nematoda; Chromadorea; Rhabditida; Strongylidae. The record is from the annotation of a GenBank genome assembly.
AAAAUUAACGAUUGUCAAAUGAUUUUUACCAAUUUAGGUAAUCGUACCUAUAUCGCUUUAUAUCACUGUGGAGAUCAUUAAAGCUGCACAAAUCUACUUUUUGAGUCAGGAUAUUGAACUCUACGAUGAGGAAUCAGAUCGCCCAGUCGAUUGCAGAUCAUUGAAUAUACCAGAAGAACUAGGACAGGUAACUCACAUACUAUCGGAUAAGACUGGGACACUUACUGAGAACAUAAUGGUGUUUCGAAAUUGCGCCUUUGACCGUCGAGACUACGGUUCAGAAAAACAUUUGGUUUACAACUUUAUUGAAGUCCUUUUUUUGCAGAAAGAUUUGGAUCCUACUCAGCCUGUAGCUUCAACAGCGCUUCAAGCAAGAGUAACAAAAGAAUGGCAAUCAAACGCCACCUUGAAACAUUUCUUCUUUAACAUGGUGUUGAAUAAUUCUGUUGUUGUGAACAAAACUCCACAUCAUGAUGAAUUAGAAGUCGGCUUUUUUGAACAUGGAAUCUAUAACAUUGGUAAUUCUUCAUUCUAUGAUAUCACCCAAGAUCAAUUCAAAGAAAUGGUUGCAAAGGUGAAGAACCAGCUGCCUGAACUGUCAAGGUCCCUUUUUUUUCUAUUCUUAUUGCUCACUGGAUAUCUUGGUGGAACUGUAGAGUUCAAUGUUUAUUGCCGUGAUUUCCAAUGA